AUGCCGUCUGUCUCCUCCUACACCAGUGCCAUGAAUGAUGAGGAUAUAAGCUUGUACUUGCCAUUACACAGAGCUGCACUGAGAGGUGACUGGGAGAGCGCCGAAAGAUUCUUCUCCCAACAUAAUAAUGAAAAUGCAUUCACAGCGAUAAUCACAUAUAAUGGAGGGACAGCACUUCAUGUAGCAGUGGCGACCAGAAAAGCACAUCAUUUUUUGGAGAAUGUGGUGCAAAGAAUACCAACGGAGGCACUUGUCAUAAAAAAUUAUCUUGGCAAGACGGCCCUUCACGUCGCUGCACAGGUUGGCAACACUGAGGCUGCCAUAAUAUUGGUGGAGAAUAACCGAGCUGCGCUUCUUAUUAGGAACAACGCUAAACACUUUCCAGUCCACCAUGCUGCUCUAUAUGAGCAAAAGGAUACACUUGCAUAUUUGAUAAGCGAGACCAAGAACAUCCUUGUAGGGGAUGACUUUGCAAAUCAAUGUGGGGUUUUCCUUCUCAUUUAUGUAAUUGAAUCUGAAUUCAUUGGUGAGUACUGA
Messenger RNA from Cornus florida, 537 nucleotides. RefSeq lists its product as uncharacterized. Lineage: Eukaryota; Viridiplantae; Streptophyta; Magnoliopsida; Cornales; Cornaceae. The transcript is spliced from 2 exons. Bases 1 to 537 code for a protein of 178 amino acids. Gene Ontology annotation, molecular function: protein binding. The record is from RefSeq and is a predicted model, not a curated record.